Messenger RNA from Pyricularia grisea, 2724 nucleotides. RefSeq lists its product as uncharacterized. Lineage: Eukaryota; Fungi; Ascomycota; Sordariomycetes; Magnaporthales; Pyriculariaceae. Bases 1527 to 2219 code for a protein of 230 amino acids. The transcript has 3 exons. The record is from RefSeq and is a predicted model, not a curated record.
CAUCGACCGUGAGUGAGAUUGCAGGCAAAAAAAAAAAAAGGCGACAAAACGAUGGCGCCACAAGUUCUAAUCUUUCUGCACUCUUUAGGGAGUAAAACUAAAGUCCUUGUGAAUAACAUCCAUCUUGUCUCGAAUGGACAUGAACGUCUCUGCCUUUUUUGUCCGUCCAAGUUAUGUUCACCAGCUGUCGCAUUACUAUCUUUUCUUAUGACAAGGACUCCUGGGCCUUUUUGUCCGCUCACUUCCUAAAUUGGUCUAGCACCAACCAUAGGCGAAACCCAAAAUCCACUUAAAAGGGGGCUGAUGCACGUGACAGCGUGCGAAUAUCGUAUCAUUUGGUGUCGCGUCCGGGACUGCCGGCAAUGUUCCCGGGCGCGCUGCGUAGCAAAAAAAUCCCAGCCCCCUCAAUUUCCCAACAUUUUCCGGUCUCCCUCCUUUCCGUAGCGCUUGGCGGUGGUAUUGACUAAAUAUGUAUGAGUCACAGAUGUUUCGAGCUAAGGAUUGCCCGACCACCCACACACUUUAACACCUCAAGCCUCACAAUGCAACGAUUGGACAAUGAAAGCAGAACGAGUUUGCGCCGUUCGGUUGAACCGCGCCUUGCUGAACCAAAAAGACCAACCCUUGCGUCAAGGCGGUCAUUAGGCAAACCAGAUGAGCGCAAUGGAAUGGAAUGGCGAAAAGGGCGUCACGUCAGCGGGUGUUUUGUCCAACUGGCGAUAAAGAGGCAGCCAAGGCAGGGGGAGGAGAUGAGUCUACCGUAGUCGAGUCUCAUGCGACGUGCGAUGUGGGAUGGGUGUGACGCAGCCGCUUCCAGGCACAAGCAUGUACGCCAUCACCCCCCUCCCGCUGCCCAGGCAACGCCCACUCUUUACGGGCGACAGACGGCCUUUUUUUUUUUCAGUCGCAGUAUUGCGCUUGUCUGCGCAAGUAAAGUACAAGAUACCAAUAUCUCACUGUAAGCCAUGCGGCCCAAGUGGACAUCCUGAUUGCUUCAUUCCGAAUGUGAUGCAUUGGUAGAUGUUUGCUGGUCUUGCUUCUCGAGAGCAAUGGCUACAUGCAUACAUACAUACAUACAUACUCAGACAAGUCUCCCUUGGUUUUUUCCGGCGAUCGUCCAUCCUCUUUUUGUUCGUUUAUCCUGAUAGCUACGCAAGCUUCCUUGCCCUUGCCUUGAUCAACCCCGGAAUCUACUUGCUACCAGCACAAGCACAGUGUGACCAAUCCACGCUCAAACAGGUACCUACCUACCUACCUAACCAGGUACCUGAGCAGGGCGCCGGGAGAGAUUUGGCAUAUAUUGCCUCGAUCCCACCUCGACACUGCCCAACUGGCUUUCGGGCCCUCUCGCUUUUGGAACUUUUGCUUGCCUCGCCUUGCAUACCUAGCCCUGGUUUUCUAAUGUCCCUGACCAGUCGCUACUUGCACAUUUCAUUGUAAUCAAACAGCAGCUUGAUUUUUGCAUCGAUUCACUCUUUUUCUUUGGUUAAUAUUUUCGUCUGCUGGGAGAAUACACUUUGUCUAUCAUGGCUACCACAAACGACAAGGCAAUGUGCCGGCUCCUUUUCGCCAUGUUAAAACAGAAAAAUCUGAAGGAUAUUGAUUGGAACAAAGUCGCUGCAGACCCCGUUCUCCUUCAGCCCAUCACCAACGGCCAUGCCGCAAGAAUGCGAUACAGCCGUUUCAAGGCAUCGAUGGAUCCUGAGGCCAAACUACACAAAUCAGCUGAUAACACUGCCCGAGUGACCAAACCCAAAAAGGACAAAGUUGCAGCCGUAAAAGGAAAGCAACCAACCAGCCAAGAUCCUACACUUGAAGAUGCCCAUAAAUGCGACACAAACUACACAGCUUCGCCGUUCACCAACGUCAAACUCGAAUCUCCUUCAUUCGCCCCCUUGCCUACACCGACGACAUGCGUCGUAUAUCCCGACAGCCAAGUCAGGUUUCACAACAGGCUCAUGACUCCCAGCAGCGACUUGAUGGGCAGCCCUGUGAGCGAGUUCCUCAAUGCUGAGGCUUUCGACUUUUCUCCUGCUCCGGAUACACGGUGCAGCCCUGAUCGCGAACAGCAAUCCUGGCACAAUAGCCCUACCUACCUCAACUUUGGGAUGCCACCCAACUUUGGCGAACAAGCUUCUUCUGCCAUGAUCGACUCUCACAUGGUGCAGACUGGAUCGACUGGAGAGGGAUGGGAAGACUCCCAAUACCACACAAUCUGACGCUCAGGAGGGUCAAAAGUCAGGUUGAGCUGGCUAAUUUUCCAGGUCUCGUUUGGAUACCUUAUGCUGCACAUUAAUUUGCUACCCUAUCAAAGUUAGGGCGCCCCUGGCUUAGAACUAUUCUCUUCUCGUCUGGGCUUCUCUUCUCUGGUUUUGUUGGUGCCAUGUGUAUCACAUGCUCAUGCACCUCUCUUUUCUUGGGUAUGGUUUUGACGUUCAUGUUGGGUUUAGAUUUAGGUGUUCCUGGCGUUUGGGGGACUUUACGAGAACUGAUAUUACUGCAUAAAAAAGACAUGUAUCAAUAUAUUCAGACUGCUACCACGCACUAACUGUGCGAUGAAUGAUGGAUAAGACGUCUCUAAUCUCAAAGGCUUUUUCUUGGCUUCAUCAACCCUUUCUCUUCUGCCCAACAACAAAUCCAACAUCAACAAUGGAGAGAUACAAAAACUCAUAAAAGGCGAAUCGAUGGUUAGUUGUGUCCACUCAUACAUAUAUAGGAUAGGUA